UUAAUCAUUUUAUUUUAUAUGUAAUUCCCCUGCUUUAUAAUAACAGAUACCUUUUAUUAAUACCACAAGUUCCUGCUAAAACAGAAAAAUAGGUAUUCACGAUUUAAACGUGCACGAGCAUUAAGUGUCAAGCGCGUCCUCGCAGUCGUGUAUGUGUUGUGUACAUUAUAGACAUUGACAGCAUUAAAUCUAUUGCUAACACAUUGUUUCCACAAAGCGAGCAAUAAAGCUGUUCUUUAAUGUGGGUGCUUAAGUAAACCUUUAUCACAUAGUGGGUGGAUGUCCAAUAAUAUCGGCAAAACAGACAAAUAGAGGCGGCAUGAUAAUUAAAUAAAUAAAUGCCCCAUUCGCUGUCUACUUCCUGGUGUUCAUCGCAAAUGAGCUGCUAGCGGAUAGCCAUGUUUACAGCUGAAACGGAACCGGGCACAAACGUUUACGCGCUCACGUAAAUCUGACGGACGUGCAUUUUUUUGUUUUGAUCAAGACGUGUAACAGAAGAUAUUUUCACAAUGACAGGACAAUGCAAUCAGCAUCAGAUCAGGUGAACGCGCUAUCUCUAUCCUGUUAUCUCUAUGCCGAGUUUAGGCUAUUAACCUAAAUCCCAAAGCUAAGCAGAUAUUUGGGAAAACAAGAGGAUAUCAACGUUUAUUUUAAGAGCUAUUUUCACGGUGUCGUCGCUAAUAUCGGGGAAGAUAAGAAGAUCACUGAUGGCGUCAAAAUCUAGGGUCUCCAUUCUGGAUUACUUCAAUAUCGUCUGUGAGGGAGAAAAUGGCAAAAUUGAAUCAAACUGCAAAGCUUGUGGCACAAGAAUUCAGGCUAAACGGACAGUUACUUCUAACUUUGUUACACAUUUAAAGCGUAAACAUCAGGCCAUGUAUGAUGAAUUUGUGAGGAAGAAAGAUGUGAAAAGAGAGGCUAUGCAGACAUGUACCGGUCCUCCAAGCGGUCGAAUGAUCCCUCAAACUGCUGCAGGGUUGAACAAGUUUGACUACAGCGACCCUCGGCAAUCGCUAAUCUCUGAAGCUAUCGCUAAGAUGAUCAUCCGGGACCUGCAGCCGCCGCAAAUAGUGGAAUAUGAGGGUUUCCGUGAACUUCUCCAGCUCCUGGAGCCCCGAUACAUACCAGUACAAUGUCAUUAUAUACAACAGCAGCUCCUGCCAGCUUACGUCUCACAAGUGCAACUAGCUGCCAAGCAGGCUCUGAAAGGAGCAGAGUCCUGCAGUGUGACACUUGACCUCUGGAGAAGCAGCUCUGUGGGUAACAGCUCUGGUGCUGGGUAUCUAGGAGUAACUUGCCACUUUAUAAACGCCGACUGGCACAUCAGAUCCGCCCUUUUAGCCUGCUUACCCCUUCCAGACCACAGCAACACUCAGCAAAUGCUCAGCGAGUUUGAUGAGAUCUCCGAAUCCCAUGGCAUCACUGGAAAAGUGUUCAGAGUGGUCGCCGACUUGUUGCCUUGUGAAAGCAGAUCUGAUUUUCGUCUUCCUGGGUUCAGUCUAAUUGGAAAUGGUGAAGAAGAUGAAGAAGGGGAGGAAGAUGGUAGCAAUGGAGAUCCUGGAGAAGGAGAAUCCAAAGAAGGCAUUAGUAGCAACGAGUACCACAGGUCUUUAGAUCAGUGUCUCGGUCGAAGUAGGAUUGACUGCUUUGCUCGAUUACUAGCUCAGUGCAUAAAGGAGGGCGUUUGCGCUUCUCCUCAUGUAUCGCUUCCUCUAAACAAAGCAAGCCUCCUCUAUAACUACAUUAUUGCUACAGUGGCUCCUGAAAAACUUGUGCAAGUGUUCGGCUCCUCAGCAAAUUGGCAAAGACCUUCAUCCACAGACAAGUGGAACGAUCAGUUAAAGAUACUGCGCCAAAUGGUGGACUCAAUGGAUUUCCUUGAGGACAUUGUGGAUAGGAAUGACCUAGUCUUGGGUAAUUUAGAGAAAGAGCUUCUGAGGGAGCUGGUUGAAGUGCUGGAGCCUUUUGAGGAGGCCUCAGACAUGGUGCAAGGAGACAAGCACGUGUCCAUCAGCCUAGCGCUGCCCUGUGUGUUGGGACUGCGCAAGCAUCUGGCAGAGGUUGUGACUCACCAGUGCUCUGGGAUCGUGAUGGGAUUGUCUCAAGCUCUGGACCGCAGACUGGCAGGCAUUCUUGAGGAUCCUCUUUAUGUAACAGCCACCACCUUGGACCCACAGUUCAAGCUGUCCUGGAGCAGUGACAGCGACUGGCACAAGCAGGUGCUGCUGGAAGAGGUUGAAAAGCAUACUCGGACUUUGAGUCCAAUAGAGCAUUACUCUGAGACCCAGCCAUCUCCUUCCAAACGCUGCAAGCUUUUCUCUUUCAUUAAGCAGAGGCCGACUAUGCAGGCCAAGACUGUGGAGCAGGAACUGUCCACGUAUCUCCACGAAGAGCCGACGGAUGAAGAUCCAUUACAGUACUGGAAACGCAAGUCCAUCGAUUUCCCUUUGCUCUCACAAGUGGCCAAGAAAGUUUUUACUGUGCCAGCAACAACCACGUCAGUGGACCAGAUAUUUAACACGGUUAGCAAGACUCUUAGGCCAGACCAAUGCCGAUUUCUGCCAAAAAACUUAGACACUCUGAUUUACUUAAAGGCUAACUAUAGGAUACUCUGGUCUUAAUUAUAUUUCCUUUGUUCUGAUAUCAAACCAAACACCUCAAAUACAAAAUAGGGAUCGUGCCUGAUAUACAAACUGCAGAAUUACUCCAAAGUAAACAAAUACUUUAGUUAGCAAAUGUUUCCUUUUUUUAAGUAUUGUAGAAAAGGCUAAACUUAAAGGCCGUGACACACCAAGUCUACAUGAAAGAGCUAACACAGACAAAUUCAGCUGUGUUGUCAUCCUGGAUUGACUGCAUCUCAUCCCUCAACUUCCCUUGAGCACACUACAAGGACUACAGAUGACUAUAAACUAGCAUGUGCAUCGUGCACCUGUGUGUAAGCAACCGCCACUAUCAGCUAUAUCUAUUUUCCUCAUUCAAAAGGGAAAAAGAACUGGGACUGCAGACGUGCAAACCAUAAUCUAAACAGGACUUGCUUUUCAUUUUAAUAUCAAUGAGGUUGAUCACUUGUUGCUGUGAACAUUUAGCAUUGAAACACUCAGGUAAUGAUGAUGCAUAAGAUAUUUUAUCUGUUCGGUCUUCAACUCACUUUUUAUCACUUUUAUUCUCAUGCAAAAUUAUGUAAAAACAACUACUAUUAUAGGUAAACACUUACAAUAAUACACCAUUUUUAAUAAUAUCCCAGUAAAACAUAAUUUAUUUCCCCCUCUAUCGAUCUACCUAUUCUAUUUAAAUAUUUAAAAAAGAAAUGAAAGUUAUUAUCAUAUGACUUUGCUCAGUAUUAGUAGUUCUGUUUCACCAUUCACCUCCUAAAAUGCAACAGAUUCAGACAAGUACAGUACACACUGAAUAGUUAAACAUUUAUAUAAUAACUCUCCUUCACUAUCAGCAUGUUGUAGAACCACAGACCUGUCCUUCAAGCCAAAUGAACACCAGUAAUGAAGAAAAUACUGCUACAUUUCCAACAAAACCUUAAUAAACAUUUGGUGUAUAAUAGUUAGCUUCUUAAUCAUUUAAGGCAAGAGUUGGGUAAAUAGAGUUGCAAUAUAGCUGACAAGCUUUUUGUGCGUUUUCUUUGUGCACAAAACUCACCCGCUAGAAAGCCGCAGGCAGGUUCUGUAAUUGAAAAUAAUUACAUUUUAGGACUGUUGGGAAUUGGAAAACGCUGAUGGUAGACUGCAUUCCCUCCUAGCUUGCAGGACUGAAAAGAGAGAAAUGAAGCCUGUGGGAUAUCAAGAAGAGCUGCUGCGCAUUAAAGACCUUUUGUGUGGAAAAGACAUUUUCAUUUCAGUAAAAAGUGUUGGUUAAUAAACCUGAAUUUGGCCUGUCAUGACUGCGAAUAAUAUGCCAAAACUCAAGCACUUUCAUUUUCUGUGUAGCACAAUCACUGAUGUCAGUGUGUGUGUUUACACUUAUAAGAACAGCGCACUGUUCUAGGUAGAGCAUUUAAACAGUAGAGUUUGUGUAUUCUGAUCAUGUGGAAGAAAAUAGCAAAAAGGACAUUAAAUCAAUUAACCCAA
Danio rerio (zebrafish) is the source of this 4076-nucleotide messenger RNA. NCBI's taxonomy places the organism in Eukaryota, Metazoa, Chordata, Actinopteri, Cypriniformes, Danionidae. The record is from RefSeq and is a predicted model, not a curated record.